CCUUUCUUGGCCUGUCCUGGCUGGGGCGGGCUCUCCCAGUCUCUCCCACAGGUCAGGAGGGAACAGGGAGGCUAAACCCCCGACAUCUGGCGCCCCACGCGGGGGUGAGAGUAUCGAGCCAAGCCAGAAAUCGAGAAGAAGGGCAGCAGAAGAGACUAGGAACAGCCAGUGAAAUCAUAUGAGCACUAAGGAAUGGCAUCCCUAAGGACAAAGGAGUAGAGCCUCACUGGUGAAGGUCUACCUGAGAUGCAGGACAAGUGGCAUUGCCCUAGCCAGGUGAAGAUCUCUGAAGACCAUGACCAAGAAAAGAGCCUCCGGGCUCUCUUCUAUCAAGUGCUGUCUGGAUGAGGACUUGGAACCUGUUUGCUUUGAAAGGACUGAUGACAUUGGUGGGCUCUGGAGGUAUCAGGAAAAUCCUGAAGAAGGAAGAGCCAGUAUCUACAAAUCAGUGAUCAUCAACACUUCUAAGGAGAUGAUGUGCUUCAGUGACUACCCCGUCCCGGAUCAUUACCCUAACUCCAUGCACAAUUCCCAGAUCCUAGAGUACUUCAGGAUGUAUGCCAAGGACUUCAACCUUUUAAAGUAUAUCCAGUUCAAGACCACUGUGUGCAGUGUGAAGAAGCGGCCUGAUUUUUCCACUUCAGGACAGUGGGAGGUAGUCACCGAGUGUGAAGGAAGAAAGGAGGUUGAUGUCUUUGAUGGAGUCAUGGUCUGCACUGGCCAUCACACUAACGCUCACUUGCCCCUGGAAAGCUUUCCAGGAAUUGAGAAGUUCAAAGGACAGUAUUUCCACAGUCGAGACUAUAAAAACCCCGAGGCAUUUGCUGGAAAAAGAGUCAUCAUAAUUGGCAUUGGGAAUUCCGGAGGGGAUCUGGCUGUAGAGAUUAGCCACACAGCCAAGCAGCUGUUCCUCAGCACCAGGAGAGGCGCGUGGAUCCUGAAUCGCGUAGCGGACCAUGGAUAUCCUUUUGAUGUGGCACACCUUUCUCGACUUCAGCAUCGUUUAUCAAAGAUAUGCGGUCAAGCAUUCACAAAUGCAUAUUUGGAAAAACGUCUGAAUCAAAGAUUUGAUCAUGAAAUGUUUGGCCUGAAGCCUAAACACAGGGCUAAAGAAAUUGCCCUCACAAAGUGAAAUGAUGGCAGAUAUAUCUAAGACUCAAGAGGAAAUGGCAAAAAGGUACGUGGAAAGCCAACGCCAGACCAUUCAGGGAGACUACAUUGACAGCAUGGAAGAGAUGGCUGACCUGGUGGGAGUCAGGCCCAGUCUGCUGUCUCUGGCCUUCAGUGACCCCAAGCUAGCAUCACAGUUA
Marmota monax (woodchuck) is the source of this 1310-nucleotide messenger RNA. RefSeq names its product flavin containing dimethylaniline monoxygenase 5 (gene Fmo5). Gene Ontology annotation, molecular function: N,N-dimethylaniline monooxygenase activity; flavin adenine dinucleotide binding; NADP binding. NCBI's taxonomy places the organism in Eukaryota, Metazoa, Chordata, Mammalia, Rodentia, Sciuridae. Bases 296 to 1132 code for a protein of 278 amino acids. The record is from RefSeq and is a predicted model, not a curated record. The transcript has 9 exons.